Messenger RNA from Corythoichthys intestinalis (scribbled pipefish), 574 nucleotides. It is a transcript of the gene prlh2, whose product is annotated as prolactin releasing hormone 2. Gene Ontology annotation, molecular function: hormone activity. The record is from RefSeq and is a predicted model, not a curated record. Lineage: Eukaryota; Metazoa; Chordata; Actinopteri; Syngnathiformes; Syngnathidae. The transcript has 4 exons. The coding region runs from base 1 to 456 and encodes 151 amino acids.
AUGUCCAUUUGCAAAGGGUUUUCAGGAGUGGGAAGCUCUAACAACUACAGACCUCGCCUGCUGACCUCAGCCUCUUACCAAAGUUCAGGCAUGUUGCCCUGGAAAGUUACCGAUUUUCAGGCGAGAAGCGGGCUGCCUGCAUCUCUGGCUCUUUUCCUCAUCGUCCUUCUCUCCUCCUGCAGUUUAAGUAGCGCACACAGCACCACAGUGGAGCACGACUUCCACAUUGUGCACAAUGUGGACAACAGAAGUCCGGAGAUAGACCCCUUCUGGUACGUGGGUCGCGGCGUGAGACCCAUCGGGCGGUUCGGAAAGCGACAGAACCGCAUCGAGUCAAUGGACGAUGUGGAGAUGCAGCCUGUCGUCCGGAUGCUCGAGCUGCUCUUUAACAGUCUGCAGAACAAGGAGAACCUGGACAAGGUGCUGCAUGGAGAGAACGGAGGCUGGCUACCAUGACAACAUGGAUCCCUUCUUUACAUCGACCAACAAAAACUCUCGUACAUCCCAUUGAGGCUUUGCUCUUUGUCCCUGGUGAUUAUUAAUAAAAAACAAACUGCAAAUGUAUCUAUGUGUA